GCCAUCAAAGUCUCUUAAUAUAGUUGCAAAAAUAGGAGUGAUGUCCACUUUCGUCGAUUUUCACAUUGACAAUAUGGAAAAUCUGGAAGCGCACACUCGCCUGGAGCAAAAGAAGACGUCGGUGUUGCGACGGCAGCAGCGCGAGCUUCAGAAGCAGAAACGGAAGACUGGAGUUUGCGAGAAGGAGCAGCAGAAACUGGCUGCACGAUGUCUUGAAAUGGAGGAAGAAGAGCGUUUGUCAGCUGUCAUGGAAGCCUGGUAUCGUCGCAAGGGAGAGCAGAAGAGAAUGGAGCUCCAGCGACUUGAAGAAUUGAAGUUAUACAAGUUGAUAUCAGAGACGAGAAAGAAGACGACGGCUUUGGGUGUAUCGGCCUCGACACCCGGUGUAUCAGGGUUACAACGACUGCGUUUACUUGAGGCUCGAAUCAUUGAGAAGGGACUUGCGUUAAAGAAAUCGGACGAGGCCAAACUACGACUGGAUGCACUCCCUGCUAAGCGGAAUAAGCUCACACAAUUGAUGCAUUCUUUUUUCUCUUCUAGUUUUCGAAAGAAAGUUGAGAACGCAGUGUAUCACCAACACUGGGACCGUCUCGUGCCUCUUUUCGAUCCAGCAACCUCGACUUCUGGCAAUCGAAACAUUGAUCUGUUAAACCACGAGAGCGAGAAUGGGUUCACACCUAUACUCGCUGCAAUAUUUAAAGGGAAGCUGAGAGUAUUAAGGCAGCUGCUUGAACUCGGUGCUUCGCCAACCACGGAGACAAAAGCCGGGAUCACUCCAUUGUUAGCCGUUGUAAUGACUGGAGAUGUCGUUGCUCUAAGUAUCCUUGUGGAGUUUAAGGUAGAUUUGAAUUACGAGACGAAGAACCAAGUUAAUGCAGUUCUUCUCGCUGCAGACAAAGGGCGAGAAGAGAUACUUAAGGCGCUGUUAGAGUGUGGAGCGAACGUUGAUGGCGUGAAUAAAACCGAGAGAUCUACACUCAUCCAAGCUGCAAUUUCUGGGAAUACCGAUUUGUUUAGAGUUCUCUUGGCGUAUGGAGCGAGCAAGGAACAUCGAGACCUAGACGGGAAAGCUACGCUAGACUGGGCGGUCCAACUCCGUAAUUCUGUUAUGGUGGCAGCAUUGAACAGCUCCCUACCUAGUGCGAACCUUUUAGCGCAUCUGAAAGCCGAGGAAGAAGAGGAAGACGGGGAAGUAUUAAGCCCGUUGUCGACAAACCGAGUUAUACGACAGAAAGGUAUGGCAGAGAUGGAUAAGGCUAUGCGUAAUAAGGACUUGGAAAGGAUACGAUACCUUUUGUCCUCUGAAGAAUUUCAGCUCAGUCCGAACUAUGAAGAUGCAACUGGGAAUUCUCCUUUAUUAGUGAUUUGCAGUAUCGGAACGUACGCUGAUAUUGUGUAUUGUCUCAAGAACAAUUGCAUCCCCACGCAUCAAAAUCGCGAGGGUGUCAACGCGUUGAUGAUUGUAUGCAAACGUGGAGAUAUCACUAUGAUACAAUUGCUAAUGAAGUGCGGCUGCAAUAUUUUGACUCGAGAUUUCUCCGGACGCGAUGCCUUGUACUACUUGAACGCAUACGACCACCCGGAUCUGGCGAUCAAAUUCACAAACAAACACCUUAAACAACAUAGUGAAGGCAACUCUGGACUAUUACUCGGGAAUAUUGUUUCUCUCGUAAAUUUCAUCGAGGCCGAGUACACAAUUUCACUUGCACAAGCAGAUAUCUCGUUUGAAAGUGACAGUAACUGUGGUUGCCGAUCCAUUGAAGGGACUGACGACGUGAAACCUAUAGAAGAAAACGAGGAGGAUCCUGUAAACGAUCCUAUGGUUCGGAAGUGGAGCAUCCAGCAAGAGAUUUUGAAGCGAGAUCGAAAGCGACGACAACAAUUUAACAAGGAACGAGAGCGUAUUCUAGCCACUAGAGCCCGUGGACGUCGGAAUGGGUUAAUUGCUCCAUUACCGUCCGAUUCAGCGGGGCGACUGAAGUUCCCUACUUGCGACAAUUGUCAACUAAGCAGAGCUCGGAAGCGAUGUAUUUCUUGUGAUCAGGUGUUGUGUGAUAAGUGCCAUGCUCGUCUACAUGAACUAGCUUAUCGCCGACAUCAUCAGUACGAAGAGCUGAGCCCUGAGUUGUACGUGGGGCACGAACUUAAGGAAGUUGUUCAAACUAACCAGGAGAAUUCUCUCCAACGCUCAAUUGUGAAAAGUGCCAAUUGCGUUGCUGAAAUGCGCGCGUUGCUGCUUAGUGAUGGCAUUGUGCCUCCCGUUACGGCGUUGCCACGCUCCGUUGACCCGGAGGUUGAGAAGUAUCAACGUAGGAAAAGAAUCGCGAAGGAGAAAGCGAUCUCACAAAUGCAAAUCGAUGUGCCUGUGGUCGCGGCGAAGCAUGCAGCUCAAGCAGGGGAAGGGACGAUCUUUACGCAACCAGCAGAGCUCGAGCUUGCUGUUUUGUACACAACACAAAAGAAAUACGAGAAGGCUCGAGACCUACUUGAAAAAGUGGAGAAAUUGACUAUAGACUCGCUAGGGAUUCUUCAUCCUACAAUGCUGAAAGUAGCCAUUGGGAAGGCACGGAUCUCCCAGGAGACCGAUGACGUUGAGAGAUGUGCUGGCAUGAUGGAAGACGCAUUGUCACUGUUUGAAAGUGUGUUGCCUCUAGAUCACAAGGACAUUCUCACAGCCACUUCGAUGUUGCUACAAAGCUUGGAUGUAAUGGGGCAUUACCAUAAGGCUGUCUUAACCUGCCGACGCGUAUGCAAUGUCCGUGCACGAGCCCUUCCACCCAUCCACAAGCGUCUGAAAGAAAUCUUCGCGCAAUUGGACGAGUUUAUUUCAAAGCGGGAGACAGUAGAAAUGAGUACGGAAGACCAUAUCACACUGGAGAAGAUCGAGCAGGAUCGAAAACGUAUGGAACAACUCGCUAACGAGAGCGAAAAGCAUCUGGCGAGCUUCAGACGCUUGAUGAUGGAGGAUCCUGAUGGCCUUGCUAGCUUUUUAGCAUUUGCAAGACAAGAAUUCGCUGAGGAUAUGGUUACUUUCUGGAUCUCUAUCGAGGAGUUCAAAGAGGAUGGUAUCGACAGCAAGACACUCCUAUCCAGAGCUGUGAAUAUCUAUCUUACCUACAUCAAGUCUCGCCGUAUUAAGGUCAUCACAGCAGCUCAGCGCAAGAAAAUCAAGAAAGCGAUUACGACUCCAGGCAAAAAGAUGUCCUCAUCCAUUUAUGAUGACUUACAGACACAGAUAUUCGAGCUGGUAUACCAAGGUGUGUAUGUGCGAUAUCUUGCCCAGGCCAAGGGACUAGCGCCGAUGCCAUGUACGUUACCACGUUGAAGCGGCACGUCGUUUCAUGAUCAGUAUCUGUACUCGAGUUGGGUAGCGCUAGCGCAUAAGCCUCGGGCUCAUUACUGGAUUAAACCAACGAUAUGCCGACGAAUCGGACGACACCACCUGAACUACAUACGUCACGGUAUCCUCGCGAAGAUGUCCGGGAUCAUUACACG
This is a messenger RNA of Phytophthora nicotianae INRA-310, 3495 nucleotides long. RefSeq lists its product as hypothetical. The record is from RefSeq and is a predicted model, not a curated record. Gene Ontology annotation, molecular function: zinc ion binding; protein binding. The transcript has 5 exons. Bases 41 to 3325 code for a protein of 1094 amino acids. Lineage: Eukaryota; Oomycota; Peronosporomycetes; Peronosporales; Peronosporaceae.